AUGUCGGGCGACGCCGACUCUACAUGGUCGGAUUCUCACGCCACGGAUUCAGAUGACAACCGCCUCGCCUCAGAUGUGCUCUCGAGGCCUGUCACAUGGAUCCGGGCAGACUCCAGCUCCAGCAGUCGCUCGACUCUCGUUUCUGAUAUCCAGCUAUCGGAGGGCCAAAUCUCACCCAUCCGCAUCGGCGUCGACAUACCCGGCGCCCUUACGGACGUUGACCAUUAUCCGCUCACCGCGUCUACGAGCCUGUCGUCGGCACCGACUUUGGAGAACGCCACCUCGUUGUCCUCUCCAACGCUCGAAAAUUCGACGUCGCCGUCGUCGAACUCUGAGACGCGAGAUAUCUUCGCCGAUGGCCAUGACCAUUCCCUUGCUGGCGGCGAUCCACACGAAAGCUUCAUCGACGACGACGCACAUUACGAAGAUGACGUCCAUGAUCACCUAGACACUACCCACGAUAUGCAGUGGGAGGCGGACAUUGGUGACGAUCUUAUUAUCCCGAAACUAGAGCCGGUGGAAGAGGACAACUUCCGCCUCGACGACAUUGACCAGGCACCGCCUAAUCCCGAGCCCAUUGGCACCACGGCUUCCACUGCGAGCACAAAGGUCAAGCGCCCUAGAGGUCGCCCUCGGAAACUCAACAUCGUAGCGACGGCGUCCGCCAACUCCGGAAAAAUCGCAAAGGGCCGGUCGAAGACGGGCUGCAUCACUUGCAGAAAGCGCAAGAAGAAAUGCGAUGAAGCCAAGCCAAGAUCAACGGACAUUGCCAUGUUAACAAACGGCUUUCCCAUCUUCACCGGCUUAGAGACAGCUGAAGAUCGCGUUUUCUGGAGACACUACAAUGACCAUCUCAGUGCUGUCUUUACGGUCGAAGGCGAACACAAUAAUGCCUUCCGGGAUAUGCUGGUGCCUGUUGCAACUCGACACAAAGGCAUGAUGCACUCCAUUCUGUCGCUUGCAAGUCGACAUUUGGAUUAUGACACGCCGUAUGGAGAGAAGAUCCUCCGCCGCAACGCCAAACUGUCCAUCGAUUCUCUACGUCAUCGCGGCGAAUUCCACAACAACGCUGCCGUCAAAACGCUUCGUGAGGGUAUGUGGAAUGACGAAAUGGACGAUCCUGACACGAACGACGUCUUGGCCGUUCGCUAUGGACAGAUGCUCUGUCUUAUUCUCGAACCCCUAUCCGAAGGAGAUAAUAGUGGAACCCAGCGCCUUCAUUACGAGGCGUUCCUCUACCUCAUUCGGAACAACCCGCCUCAAGACGAUGCUUUCCACGCCUUCAUAGCUGAGAUCUUUUACUACCAUAUCUUUGCCGAUGAUUUGGUGUACUACCCAAACCCGCCAGCUAAACGUCUCGUGACGGAGGACUGGGCCCCGGUCGCACCGAUUCAGCGCCCCCGGUUGAUCGGGGUGUCCGACGGAUUGUUCACGUACCUAUCUCAGAUUACGACCAUUCGCAACCGGAUCCGGGCUAGAAUCGAAUGCAACGCCGACCCUCGGGUAGACUACGAAAGCCUAUACAGGGCCUCCGACAUUGAGGACCAGAUCCUCGAAUGGAAGCCAGAGUGGCCAGUGGGCGAUAGCCGGGAACGAGUAACUCUUCUUUACAAACAGAUGGCCUGGCUAUACCUGAAGACAACAAUUUGCCCGCCGACAUCGGCAUUCCCAUCUAUGUCAAUGGCGAGGUCGUUCAACGCUCGAUCAGGCGGUACAAUCACCGAGACGCCUCUUCAUUCCGCAGCUGCGAGCUGUGCAUCCUCUCCCUCGCCCAGACUGGAGGCCAUGGUUCCCCAGGAAAACCAUUUCAACAAUCCGCGCCGUCAUUCCAUCGCCAACCCGAGCAGAUCGGGUGGAAGCCGUCCUUUCUUGAACGCUACGAACGAAUUGUUUGGGCAGAAGUCCAUGGGUGACAAUGGCGUUCGGGCAUCGCCACCGCCAAUCCGGCGCCCAUCAAAUCACGAGCCCGGUGUCAGCAUUGCUGUUGAGGAGUCGCUGACCCUUCUGGAGAGUUUUCAGCCAAGCGAUCCAGCACAGGCACUCCUACUGAUCGCGUGUGUCAUCAUCGGCACUGCCUGCUAUUCUCCUGAAGAACAGGAACGAGUCCGCAACGCCAUCCGUGUCACACACGGAUACACGGGGCUGCGCAAUACGUACAAAGCUCAGGAAGUUCUCAACGAAGUGUGGCGAUUCAUCGAACUUGGUGACUUCUUGAGCGCAUGGGACUGGCAGGCCGUUGCAAACAGUCUCGGUAUCAAGCACCUGUUCUAA
Molecule: messenger RNA, 2271 nt
Organism: Sporothrix brasiliensis 5110
Lineage: Eukaryota; Fungi; Ascomycota; Sordariomycetes; Ophiostomatales; Ophiostomataceae
Product: c6 zinc finger domain containing protein
Exons: 3
Coding region: 1-2271 (756 amino acids)
Biological process (GO): positive regulation of transcription by RNA polymerase II
Cellular component (GO): nucleus
Molecular function (GO): transcription cis-regulatory region binding; DNA-binding transcription factor activity, RNA polymerase II-specific; zinc ion binding
Source: RefSeq, a predicted model, not a curated record